UACUGCCGUGAGGUACGAACGACACGUACGUUCCUCCAUGGAUUCUUCCUCGCAUCAGGCGAAUGCCACCACGGCCAGCUUUGGGUAGUCGGCCAAGCUCCUCAUCGACGCGACUAAAAUGUACCCAUAUCUGUAUGACAAGCGGCACCCUUCUUUUAAAGAUCAGACAAAGAAGGACCGGGCUUGGGCAGAUCGAAGCAUGUUCGGCAUGUCGACAGCCACAUCACAGCAGAAGAGGCUAACGAGAGAUCACCGCCUCGGCCAAGACAUGCAGCGGAACCGGAACGUACCCCUGAUACGGCUGAGGAGACUCGUGUCGACACCUGCAGCAAUGAGUCACGCUCGUCAAGACGACAACGGACCUGCAAGGGCGCUAGCAAUGCAGGAGAGGGCACAAGCCAUGAAGCUGUGGCGCAAGCGUGCAUGGAGCACCUUGAACACAUCAGAGCGAACAAGGGGGUCAUCAAAAAAGAUAACAUUGGUUUCUUCGCUCUACGUACCGAUGCACCCCUCAGAGAGCUACCAGUGCACAUUGCACAAGAUGUAAUGCAUGCAGUAGAACUUAUGCUGUAUGAAGCAGAGGCAAAAUUGCAUCAGAGCAGUGAAGCAAAUUGAAGUGUUUAUAUAUAAA
Rhipicephalus microplus (southern cattle tick) is the source of this 631-nucleotide messenger RNA. RefSeq lists its product as uncharacterized. The record is from RefSeq and is a predicted model, not a curated record. NCBI's taxonomy places the organism in Eukaryota, Metazoa, Arthropoda, Arachnida, Ixodida, Ixodidae.